Molecule: messenger RNA, 4782 nt
Organism: Cyphellophora attinorum
Lineage: Eukaryota; Fungi; Ascomycota; Eurotiomycetes; Chaetothyriales; Cyphellophoraceae
Exons: 7
Coding region: 1-4782 (1593 amino acids)
Molecular function (GO): dioxygenase activity
Source: RefSeq, a predicted model, not a curated record
AUGGCGAACGGGAACCACGGUGUGGUUGACCUGCCGAUCAUUGAUAUCUCGAAGCUGGACCAGAAAACGGGCAAGAAGAUCCUUGAUGCGUUCACGACACACGGUUUCCUCUACCUCUCCACAGCUUCUACUCCUUUCACCCCAUCGCUACUCUCCCAGAUCUUCGGCCUCUCCUCCUCACUCUUCUCUCUCUCCGCGGACGAGAAGACUUCAUUCUGGAUCGACACCAACAAUCGCGGAUACACCGGCAUUGGGAACGAGAGGCUCGAUCCGGCGAACCAGAAGGCAGGUGAUCAGAAGGAGGCGUGGAAUUUCGGUGAGUUCAACGCGGAAGGGAAGUUGCAGCAGGGACUACCGGAGCGGAUUGACGACAAGACCAGUGGUGAGGUGGGAGAAGACGUAUUGAGGGAAUUUGAGAAAGCGUGUCGGGAGUGUUGCAGGAAAUUGUUCGAAGGAUUGGCUCUGGGCUUGGAGAUCUCGGAGGAGGGUCAGGACGGGAAGGCUUGGUUCACGCAGAGGCAUGGUAUUCCAAGUGGGAGUAUUGUACGCCUAUUGAAGUAUCCGCCGACGAAAGAGGGAGUGGAGGCGGGUGACAUUGGAGCCGGAGCGCACAGUGACUAUGGGAGUGUGACCCUGCUUUUCCAGCAAGCAGGCGGGAGAGGCUUGGAGAUCAGGGAUGACGAUGGUGGUUGGCAAGGAGUCGAUGUUGUGCCGAAGGGCUACGACCUGGAGGCAAAUAGUGGCAUGCCGCCGAUAGUGGUUAAUGUGGGUGAUCUCCUACAGUACUGGACAAACGGGCUUCUGAAAAGCACGGUACACCGGGUUGUGAUGCCAGCUGGAGCAAAGGAGAACAGGUACUCGAUCGUCUACUUCUGCCACCCCUCAGACAGCGUAGGCCUGGUGCCAGUGCCGAGCAAGGUGGUGCAGGAGAGUGCCACUACAAAUGGUGACGACGUGGUCGGCUAUGGUGGUGGUACAGAAGGGCGAGCAAUGACUGCGAAAGAGCAUUUGAUGCGGCGGCUAGAGGCCACAUAUGGGAGCAGGAAAGAUGCAAAGCUUCCACAGUUGGGCGACCAAAUCUGUUGCACAGACAUUCCCGUUGUCGACAUUAGCAGACGCUGUGGUUGCAUCGAUGCCGCCUUCUACCUAGACCUUUGUCUCGAACGCCUCCAAGAACCUCUCGUACGCGCUCAUGGCGGCAUCCCGUACGGUCUGAAGCAGCAGAUCGCCGAUGAGAUCGAAUACCUCAAGGAUGCGGGUGCCAAAGCAGUCUUCAUCUUCAACGGUUUGGACCAUGUGAACAAGCCUACCCCGGGACACCUGAGUUCAGAGAGCACUAAAGCGGCCGAAGAAGCAUGGCGGAUGCACAACGUCCGCAAAAAGCCUGAUGCAGCGGUACAUGAAUUCACGAAAGUCAAAUAUCCCACACAAGAUUUGGUACGGUGGUUUCAAAGCCUGCUCACCAAGCUGAAGGUCGAGUAUCUUGUGGCCCCAUAUUCGUCGGUGGCGCAACUGUCGUACAUGGAGCGUUUGUCGGAGCAGAUCAUUGACUGUAUCUGGGGCUCAACCGACUACUUCUUAUUCAACAUCGACAAGGUUAUCACAGACGUCACGUUCGAGCCAGACGCCCGGACGCCGACGUUCACCUGGGUGAGCAAGGCUGCAUGUGAGGAGCGUCUCAAAGCGACGCCAGAUUUUCUUCGCGACAUACAGCUGCUCCUUGGCACCACAUUUACUCCCGCAUUUCCACCACUAGCUCGGCAAGCUACCACAGCUAAGGGCGCUGGUGUCAGUGAAGCAGUUACCAUGCUCAAUGCUCAUGGUCGGAGUGUCUUACAACUUUGUCAUGCGUAUCGCGAAGACCCCAGUACAGCCGGCACUGACUACGAAGAUGUCUACAAGAAGGCCAUUAUGUCUCUCCGGCACCAUAUCGCUAUUCAAUAUAACGGUUUGAUCGAGCCCAUGAACGCAGAAUACGCUCCCAGCGAUGUCCAUGAUUUUGUUGGCCAGAAUCUGCCACCAGAGAUGUUCUUCUACCUUUCACGUGGUAUCAUCGGCCCCGAGCCUCUGAACUGGUUGACGAAUCAACACAUUGUUGUGUCGCUGCCUCCAGGCGUCAUCGACUCAACGCAGCACCGAAACCUGGUCUUCGAGCAACUAAAUCCCAUCAGAGCACAGACGCUGAUGGUCAUGAGUGAAUUCAUGCCUAAUUACUACCGCAAUCGCAAGGUCGAUCUCAGAACUUGGGAAGAUCGGGAUCGACCCGACCUGACGAUUAAUCUGAGAGAGCAGUCUCCGCUGAAGGACAAAGUGUCAAGAUGGAAGGUCAAGGAUACAGCAAUGCAGGGUGUUUCGUCGCACUUCUCAUUGCUUACGUGCCUGGAAGCUUUGAAGAGCCAGAAGUUUAAUGAGCAGAUUACGAUUUCAGCCAAGACCACAUACGCCUAUCCUGCUCUGACCUCUACGAAUGAGGUCGUAAUCAAUAUGUUUUACCGCUUCCUCAGCAUAAGAGGCUAUAUCACCGACCAAUUUCAGCUUACGAACUGGGGCGAGGUGUUGCAGGCGACGUUGUCGAAGCUUGGUGAGACUAAGAGGGCCGACGACAUUGCCUUGCUCGCGGUUGAGUUGAUACGCUUCGGGCUCCUGAACGGCAACGAAGGUGAUGGAAGUCCAGCCAAGUCUACAGACAUGCCGCAAGACGUCCAGUCCAGCAUCAACUUGGUCGCCAAGAUUGCUUCCCUGGAGAAGUUUCCGAAUAAGCCCGCGGGAUGGAAAGGUCCACUCAACCAGCGACUCCUGUCAUACUCCUGGAUGGUUGCGGCCAUCAGAUCGCAUCUGCGGUUUCUAAUGGAGGCAACAUUGGUCGCAAUGUUUCUUGCAGGUGACGCAAGACGUGAUCGAGACGAUUGGCCUCUCAUUUCUGAAAGACUGCCUUUGAGGAAUGAUCAAGGCUGUGCCCUUGGGAUCGUGGCAGAGACGUAUCUCGAGCGGGUCUUCCAGGCCAAAGAUAAGGAGGAUGUGAAGGAGAAACUCAGAACCAAUCACCCUGAUCACAACUGGAUCUCGAACGGCAAGAGCAAGAACAUCGGCAAGAAUGUGGACCAAAUACACAGCAUGUGGACUGCCAUCCGUGAUGCUAGCAAAGUAGCUGGCAAGGACAACAAGGCAGCCGAAGACUUUGACUGUGGCGGGUGGUCUACCACCAUUCUGUCAGCAAGCGGCAGACUCUACACGACUGGCUCUCUCGAUUCUCUAGAUGGUAUCACAAUCGGAGAAACUACAGAUCAGUACAAGCAGCUUGAGUACAUCACACAGAGCACAAGUUCUAUACGCCAGUUCUCCUCAGGUCGGCGCCACGUCCUUGCACUAACAGACGAUGGCGAUAUUCUGUCAUGGGACCGCAUCAACGCCAAAGGACUGAAGCCUUUCUCCAGAACCGGACGCGACUUCGGCGGGAAGCCAACGCGUGUGUGCGCUGGAUGGGACAUCAGUUCGGCCUAUGUGCCAGAGGUUGGCAUUGUGUACUGGACGCCACUGAAGAACGAUCAGGCCGACCCUAUGCUGGACGGCAUUCACAUCAAAGAGAAGAUCAUCCCAGACACUGCUAUCCGUACUGUUGGGACAGGCGCUGUCGAAGUCUCUAGACACAUCGUGCUCGCCGAGUUCAUCGUCUGGAUCACGUCAGAUUCGAAGAUCCAUGCGUGCGGCAUCGGAGGGGAAGCACCAGACCAGACUCAACCAGGUGGAGCAUCGUUUGAGGUACCAGGCUUCUCCGCUGAGGGCAGAGAGCUCAGAGAUAUACAAGGACAAUUCGCAAAUUUCGGUGUCUUCACAGCAGCUGGCGAAGUCCUGGCUGGCAGCAUUGACUAUCUUCGGCUGUGCGCCUCAGCUAUUCAGAGAGACACAGCAUUGCGAGAGAGUGGAGACUGGUCAGAACACCAGGACGUGCUGUCCUCACGCCCGCGAGACGUGCCCAGUCUCCAGCAUACCGGCGUCAUCGCACUUGCAUAUGGUGAUCAUCACUACAUGGCGCUGCACGCAGAUGGGAAGAUCUCCUCACUCGGUCGCGACUCCGGCUCCUGCGGUCAGAUGGGCCUUGGCGAUCCCAUCUCAGGUGCUCGAUUUCGAGGUUUACAUCGGAAUGCGAUGCAGGCGAGUCGCGACGGCUUCCUGCUGCCAAUCGCGGAGAGGCGGGGACGCAAGGUCUGGUUCGAGCCGGAGAAGAAAGAUUGGUUGCACUGGCUGGAAGAGACCAUGAAACACAAAGACUUUAAGAUCAACGACGAGCCAGCGUAUCGUCAAUGGAGUGAUCUGCAAAGAGCCGACAUGUUCAGCGAAUGGAUUGACCAAGAAGGCAGUCAUUGGACAGACGGCCCACAAGGCUCAGGCUCACCCACUCUGACAUCUCAGUCCACAGCUCUGCCAGCGGAGGCCAGUCUGAACACGGACUACGAGAAUCUGGAACCAUACUUCGCCAUCACUGUCGCAGCAGCAGGCUGGCACAGUGGCGCAUUGGUGCUGGUCGACGAGGAUAAGGUGCAGGAAGUGAGGCAAAAGUGGAUCGUUCAGCCAGAAGAGGACGAGCACAGCGCGCCAAUCGUACCGGGAGCAUUCGAGUCGAAAAAUGACGACGAGGAGUACAUUUGGAAGCUAGAGGGCUUCCCAAAGGUAGAGCUGCCGGACGGCCAUGUCAUGCCAGGUGUUGGAGAGAUGCGUAGCUGGAGAAAUGGACGACCUUCCCUGGAAGAACUGGGCGUGACCUUGGAGCAGGAACAGCGAUAA